UCAAUUUUUUUGUAGGUGCAACCUAAGAAAUUAAAAUUAAUUAUUGAAGCUUAAAUAAAUCAAAAAAUAACAUGAAAAAGGAAUGAAAAAAUCUUGAAUAUAAUUCAAUAUGGCACUUACAAUACUAUACUAUUAAUAAAGAUCCAAUUAUCAAUUUAUGUUGCUAACAUCAACAAAUAAAACGUGAGGUGAUAGAUGUUUCUUUUAAGAUUUAUCACUCUUUCAAAAUUGUAUUUUGGAGAAGUCUUGGUGAAUUGUUUUAAGAGAAAGGUUUUCUUAAAUAAUGAAUAAAUAUGAAGUACUUGGUAUAGUUGGUGAAGGUGCAUAUGGAGUAGUUAUGAAAUGCAGACACAAAGAAAGUAAUGAUAUCGUUGCAAUAAAAAAGUUUAAGGACAGCGAAGAAAGUGAAGAUGUGAAAAGAACAACACUGCGAGAGUUAAAAGUAUUGCGAAUGUUAAAACAAGAAAACAUAGUUCAACUAAGGGAAGCAUUUCGCAAACGAGGAAAGUUGUAUCUCGUCUUUGAGUAUGUGGAAAAGAAUAUGUUAGAAUUGUUAGAAAGGACACCAAAUGGAGUUCCAAUACCCCAACUUAAAAAUUACAUAAACCAAUUGAAUAAAGCUGUCCAAUGGUGUCACAAGAAUGAUGUUAUACAUAGAGAUAUCAAACCAGAAAAUCUCUUGAUCAGUAACACUGGACUAUUAAAGCUUUGUGAUUUUGGUUUUGCAAGAGCAGUGUCUGAUUCGGGAAGUGGGCAGUACACAGACUACGUUGCAACACGUUGGUACAGAUCGCCGGAACUUUUACUAGGUGGAGGAUACGGAAAAGCAGUUGAUGUGUGGUCAAUCGGAUGUAUCCUUGGAGAACUUAGUGAUGGACAACCUGUAUUUCCUGGUGAAAGCGAAAUAGAUCAAUUAUAUGUGAUACAAAAACUGAUUGGACCACUGCCCCCUUCACAAAUGCAUCUUUUUAACAUCAAUACACGUUUCCGGGGGUUAAAAUUUCCAGCUAUUACCAACCCGUUGACAUUAAAAACUCGAUAUUCAGGUGUUUUAAGUUCAGAUCUUGUUCAGUUCAUGGAAUGGGUUUUGACGUUAGAGCCAGAUAAGCGUCCAACUAUAGAUCAAUGCGUGGAACAUUAUGCGUUCAAUGACAACAGCAAAAAAAAUAAAAUAGUGGUUAGGGAUGAUAGCGGGAGUAGUUUGGAAGACUAUAUGAAUGAAGAAUGGAGCAAAGUUGAUUAUCCUAUCAAACGUGAGCCUACCCCAAAAGUAACAGAAGAAAAAACUACAAAAUAUCAACCACAAAUCUCCAAUGAUAAAAAAAACAGUUUCGUAUUUCAUAGUACUCGAAACGACGAUGAAGGAACCGAUAAAUUGUACAAUGAAUUUAUUAGUGAUUCGAACAAAUUUUCAAUAAAAGAGCCGUCUUUAGCAAAGCCAAAGAAGCAAAGCUUUCAGAGAAAAACUGAAAAACAUAUUCCAAAGGAAAAACUAAAAAAACAAAAGUUUAAGUCGAAUUUAGUGACAUCUAGUUUAAAUUCGAAUUUAAUAACAUCGAAUUACUCACAGCAUGAUCGGUCGCAAGGUUAUAGUAAUGUUCCUGGUUCAAAAGGGGUCAAUUUUUCACGACACACUCAAAAACAAGAUUCUCAUAAAAAGCCUAUGAAGCAUCACUUUGAACAUGCAUCAAAAACAAGACAUAUAGACAACGGUUUUUCCUCUGUAGUUGAUCCAGACGAUACACUUCCUGUGGAUGAAAGCAAAGCAGAGGGCGUCCGCUUUUCACCUUUGUUUGGAAGAGAAAAAAUGACUGAAAGCCAACUAAGUCAUGUCAAAUUUGAUAGCAGAAAAAAAAGAAGAGCAAAACAAAGGGAUACAACGAUAUCACAAAUGAAUCUGUCCCAAAAAUCACGCUCUAAUACAUUUGAAUCUGAAAGUGACCAAACACAGUCGGGGAAUGUUGCUGAUCAACUCAUCAGGUACAGUCCUUCAGACAUGUCCGACUAUCAGUCGUGGAUAAAUUCAGACGUUUGUGAAAAGUAUUUGGAAAAUCGCAAGAAUAAAACGAAUGGAUUUAGCUACUACGGAGGACAACAGCCGGAUUCAAGACACGGAGAAAGGGACGGCCUUUUACAUAGGUCAUCCGUUAGCGAGUUAAAAUUACUACCUAUAUCCAAGAAAAAUUCAAAAUUAUUUAAAGAGCAAAACAAAAAAGUGAGACAACAAAACGACUUACCUAAUAAUCACAUGCAAAUUAUUCAUCCUAAUCCGAACAAGAGGUUUUCUUUUGAAUCAAUGAACGAAACGUCGCAACUACACGCGCCCGGAUAUUUGCAACCAGUUCGAAGGACUGUAAAAUCACGGAAUGAAUUUAAUUUGGAGGACUCAUUUGGAUCCGAACUCCGGUUAAAUCCAUUGUCACCGGAACCGUUAAAACCAAUUGUGUCGUUCAAGUCAAGACACGAGGGUGAUAAUCGGGAUUUUGGCAAAUAUAGAUCGCUCAAAGAUAGCUACUUUUAAAAAUGUAAACUGGUGUUCCAAUCAGACUUUUGCUAGGUCAUGUAUUUUUUAGAGUUAUCGUGGUCCUCUUAACUCCUACUUCGGGAAUAAUUUAGUAAAACAACUAUUCUUAUCUACCUUUGCAAUAAAACUUCAGUCGCUUUAUGCGGAUCCUCAGACAGAGUAUAAAAAGGGUUCUUUUUCUUGUCUUAAACAGAAUAACCACAACAAAUCCUUGUACGUAGUGUAAAGUAGGUCUAAUUUUUAAUUUUUUUCAAUGUAUGAAAAUUUAAUUUUUAAUUCUUAUAUUGUCUGUAUUAUAUAAAUGGUGUUUAUAGCAAAGUUUAAUAUAUUUCGAUUCACUGUUA
Molecule: messenger RNA, 2868 nt
Organism: Hydractinia symbiolongicarpus
Lineage: Eukaryota; Metazoa; Cnidaria; Hydrozoa; Anthoathecata; Hydractiniidae
Product: cyclin-dependent kinase-like 5
Exons: 19
Coding region: 284-2521 (745 amino acids)
Biological process (GO): protein phosphorylation; regulation of dendrite development; intracellular signal transduction
Cellular component (GO): dendrite cytoplasm; nucleus
Molecular function (GO): MAP kinase activity; ATP binding
Source: RefSeq, a predicted model, not a curated record